This is a messenger RNA of Closterium sp. Yama58-4, 2232 nucleotides long. Lineage: Eukaryota; Viridiplantae; Streptophyta; Zygnematophyceae; Desmidiales; Closteriaceae. The record is from the annotation of a GenBank genome assembly.
AUGCUGCCUUACCUGUUCCCUGACCUGUCCACCUUUGCUACAGUCGCCGAUCUUAUCACCCACCUUCGCACUAGUGAUGCUCGCCUGCGUGCCGCCCUUCCCACCGAGUUCUGCGCUAAGAACCCCCCUCCCCUGUACUGGGCACUCCACUUCAUAGUCACCCGUCUCCCUGACACCCUCAGCUCAGUGCGCGACUAUUUCCUUGCUCGCUGUCCCACUGAGCUCACUGUCGCCCUCCUAGAGGAGAAGCUGCUAGCAGCCGAGAAGAGCAUUGUAGCUGUUGGUGCUGCUCGCGGCGCUCCUCGCACCCCCAUCUUUGAGGGGUGCUCUCCCUCUCCCCUCGCUCCCUCCUAUGCUACUGCUGCUGCUGUUGACUUCCUUGGUGCUGAGUCUGCUGGCGCUGCUUCUGCUCCUGGUGGGAGGCGCCGCACCGGCAAGGGCAAGGGGGGCAAGGGUGGCGGGGGUGGCGCUGGGGGGGGAGGGGGUGGGGGAGGUGGGGGGGGAGGCGGUGCUGGAGGGAGCGGUGGCGGGAGUGCCGGUGGGAGUGGGGCCGGCGGCGGAGGCGGGGGCGGCGGCGGGAGCAGUGGCGGUGGUGGCAGCGGCGGCAGUGGCGGCGGUGGCGGUAGUGGCGGUGGCGGUGGCGGUGGUGGCGGUCGGAGCGGAGGUAGUGGCGGCGGUGGAGGUCGGAGUGGAGGCACUGGCUCGGGCCAGAGCUCCCAGCAGCAGCAGCGUCCCCAGUCGACCCAGCAGCUUCGUGAGUGGCUUGCUCAGCGUGGGACGUCGGGGGGCAGUGGCCGCUGUUCCUAUGUCAUUCGCACAGGUGAUCGCAAGGGGCAGACGUGUGGAAAGUUCCACACUCAGUACCGCUGCUUCUUCCGCCUUGACGACGCUUGGCGUGAGGAGAUGGGCGAGGAUGUUGAGCGCCCUCGCUGGGCUGAGCUGAUGAGGGCUGGUGUUGAUAUCUUUGCUCUUGACUAUGAUGCUAUUAUUGCUGCCAUGUAUGCAUUGACUGUUAGUGCCGAGGGAGACUGUUACUUGUGUGUGCCGCCUGACCCAGGUAUAGGGCCCGCUGCCCUAGUCCUUGCCCAGUCCACCACUGUGCUCCCUUGUCCGGCGGUUCCGUCUGGCUCGUUGACGGGUUUCCACCUCCCCUCGUUCUCGACGAACCUGGUGAGCAACGCUGUCCUCCAGGAUCAGUGGGUUGACACCUUUACCCCUGGAGGACAGCGUGUGGCGAUCUGCACGUGCUCCAGGACCGGCCGUCACCUGGCUACGUUUACUCGUCGGCCGGGGUCGAGUCUCUACACACUGACCACUGCGUCUCCUCAGGUCGCUGCUGUCGGUCAGGUGUCCGCGUCAGGUCUGGUGGCCCACGCCUCCCGCGUUCGUGGCCAGGGCGGUGAGCGGUACUUUUUGCUGGUUGUCGACGACUACUCGCGUUACACCACGGUCUUCCCCUUGCGCACCAAGGGUGAGGUCCCUGCUGUUCUGAUCCCUUGGAUCCGCACUGUUCGUCUCCAGCUCCGCCGCCGUUUCCGGACGGAUCUUCCUGUCCUGCGUCUGCACUCUGACAGAGGUGGUGAGUUUUCCUCCGACCUCUUGAGGACCUUCUGUCAGGCGGAGGGCAUCGAGCAGACCUUCACGCUUCCGGACUCCCCACAGCAGAAUGGGGUUGCUGAGCGCCGCAUUGGCCUGGUCAUGGAGGUCGCUCGUACCUCCUUGGUCCACGCGGCGGCUCCCCAUUUUCUGUGGCCGUUUGCUGUCCGGUACGCCGCGCAUCAGCUCAACCUCUGGCCCCGUGUCUCCUUGCCGGAGACCUCGCCCACACUGCGUUGGACGGGGGAGGUUGGCGAUGCGUCGCGCUUCCGGGUGUGGGGUGCUCGUGCCCUUGUCCGCGAUACGUCCGCGGACAAGCUCUCCUCCCGCACGCUUCCCUGUGUCUUCCUUGGCUUUGUCCCUGACGCGCCGGGCUGGCAGUUUUACCACCCCACCUCGCGCCGGGUCUUCGCCUCUCAGGACGUCACCUUUGACGAGUCGGUCCCUUUUUACCGUCUCUUCCCCUACCGUACUGCCCCCCUCCCUCCCCCGCCGCUUUUCCUUGCUCCUGGUCCCCCUCCGGUAGACCCCCUUCCCCCUCAGGGUCCUGCUCCUUCAGGUGUCUCUCAGGUAGACCCUCCUCCCGUCGCUGAGCCUGUCGAGGUCACAGUCUCUCACACCACAGCAGCUUCGUGA